Molecule: messenger RNA, 1858 nt
Organism: Fusarium verticillioides 7600
Lineage: Eukaryota; Fungi; Ascomycota; Sordariomycetes; Hypocreales; Nectriaceae
Exons: 9
Coding region: 300-1661 (453 amino acids)
Biological process (GO): positive regulation of cytoplasmic translation
Cellular component (GO): cytoplasm
Molecular function (GO): single-stranded RNA binding; translation regulator activity; zinc ion binding
Source: RefSeq, a predicted model, not a curated record
UUCUUUCCUGCUCUUUCUUUCCUGCUCUUUCUUUCCUCCUCCCACUUCUCUUUGUCUUCUCCUUCCUCAACCACACUUGCAUUCCUCAACAUCCCUCAUCGGGCACAAGAAGGCACAGAUCAUUGCGCUUGCCUUUCAAAGUUAUCUCCGAUAUAAGGCUCUGCUUUAUUUGUACUCUUUUCAACUCUUCAUGCCCUCGUGCUAAGAAAUAACUUGCUGUUGUCUUUGCCAGCCAACGCUUCUGUUGAUAGUCAGACAAUACUCAAUCCUCAAGACUCAGGCUGACGAUCUCCUCCCUCAUGUCCGACUGGAACAACGAGCAGGGUGGUUCGGCCCAUGCGAACACCUUUGGGGAAGAUAACUGGACAAGCGGAGGACAGGCUGGAAACACAUCCACCAACAACACUGACUUCGCUAACGAUGGUUUCGACGACGGCGAUGGUUUUGUAGGCGAACAGCCCGCUGGUGAUGACAAGUGUUUCGGCUGUGGCGAGACUGGUCACCGCCGUGCCGAGUGUCCCAAUCCUCAGGAGAUGACCUGCCGCUUCUGUAAGCAGCCUGGUCAUAUGAUCAAGGAGUGUCCCGAUAAGCCCCCCAUGAUCUGCGAGAACUGUGGUGAAGAAGGCCACAUGCGCAAGAAUUGCGAAAAGCCUCGCAAGAUUAACCGCGACCACAUCGCUGAUGUCAGCGCUGAUGACGCCUGGAACAAAAUCAAACAGGCCGUCAGUGAUCGAGACGUCGACGACGUUAAGGAGGCGGUCCAAGAGUACAUCAAGGCCGUCGAUGGUGAUAUUACUUAUCGCCAACUCCAAGAAGCAUUGAUCGACCACGGCAUUGGCCUCUGGCUCAUUGCGACUGAGCGAACUCUCGUCCCUGUUUUCACCAACAUGGACCUUCAGGGCCAUAUCGACAAGAAAUACACCGUUUCUUAUCGCUUUGUCGAGCAUGCUGAUCGUCCUCGUGAGCUCGAAGGAUGGCCUAAGAGCCGGGACGAACUUCUCUCUCGUCUGGAUGACGCUGGCGAAGUCGUGGAUCGAGGUGUUCCUCUUUGUCUGAACUGCAAGGAACUUGGACAUAUCUCCAAGUUUUGUACUCAGGAGAAGACGGAACGUACCGAUGUGGUCAAGAUCUCUUGCUUCAACUGCGGUGCGGAUGGCCACCGUGUCAGAGACUGUCCUGAGCCCCGUGUGGACAAGAAUGCUUGCAAGAAUUGCGGUCAAUCUGGUCACCGGGCUGCUGACUGCGAGGAGCCCCCCAAUCCCGCCAAUGUCGAAUGUCGCAAGUGCAACGAGAUGGGUCACUUUGCCAAAGAUUGUCCUCAGGGCGGUGGCAGCCGUGCUUGCCGCAACUGUGGUCAGGAGGGCCACAUCGCCAAAGACUGUGACCAGCCUCGCGACAUGUCGACUGUGACUUGCCGCAACUGUGAGAAGCAAGGACACUUCAGCAAGGAGUGCCCCGAGCCGAAGGAUUGGACUAAAGUUCAGUGCUCCAACUGUCAGGAGUACGGCCACACCAAAGUUCGAUGCAAGGUCCCUCCUGUCGAUGAGGCUGACGGCUUUGGUGUUGCUGGUGACGGGGACGGUGGAUGGUCCAACGCUGAUGCCGUGGGGGGUGGUGACGGCUACAGCAAUCAGAACACUGGUGGCAACGACGGGUGGUAAACACUAUUCAUGGCAUGAACCUGUCCUGCAAGACAGACUCUUCGGCGAUUUUGAUGCAUAUGGUCGGUGGGUGGCAUUUAACAGACGAACCGAAGUAGUAAAAAAGGGUGAUGUUGGAAGCGAUUUCGUCAAAAGUUGGCCGUUGGAAGUAAUUAAUCCAUGCAACCACAUAAAUGCCUAAUCAAUUGAGUGGUCGU